AUGACCCCAACCGGUGGGGGAGCUCUGACCUCUGACCCCCCCGAGCCUCCAGCCAGCAGCAUCCUGACGCCAGAGCCUCCAAACCUGAAAGCAAGCUUUCCUCUUCACCCACAUCUGGUGGUUUUCUACAGUGGAAACUGGAACAUCCAUCCAUCCAUCCAUGUUGACGGCAGGGCGUCGGGGCGGCAGCCAGCAGAGCGCGAGGAGACGCGGAGCGAGCGCGAGCUGCGGAGACUAGCGCAGAAAUCCCAGCGCCGCGCUCCCGGAGGCAGGAAGACCAGAGGCCGCCGCCAGGAGAGAAGCCCAGGAAGGAGCCCCCCAGGGCCGGGAAGAGCCCCAGAAAAAGCCCCGGCAGAAGCCCCAGAAGGAGCCCCAAAAGAGGCCCAGAAGGAGCCCCAGGGCCGGGAGCAGCACCAGGAAAAGCCCCUGGAGCAUCCCGAGCCCCGGCCGCCCAGUGCCUUCGGGUCCAGGACAGGAGAGACGUCCCCCCCCCGGCCUGAGCGGAGGACAACCCCCCCCACCACCACCACCACACACACACCCUGUGCGGGCGGUAACGUUGCCGUAGUGAUCGGCAUCAUUGUCGCUGCUGCUUUUCUCCUCGUCAUCGCUGUGAUCGGAUUCAUUCUUUACAGAAAGAAGGACGCCAAGCGCCCUCAAUCUCUGAUGCAUUCCUGGAAGGCAUUCUACACUGGCAGCUCAGGUCUGAGUGAGUUUCCAGAGUUUGUGGCCUUGAAUCUCCUUGAUGAUGAGGUGAUGGGAUACUUUGACAGCAAGACCAACAGAUUUGAGGCCAAGAAGAGCUGGAUGAUGGGAACUCUGGGCCAGGAGUAUGUGGAACGACAGACAAAUAUUCUACUAGGACACUCCCAAACUUUCAAAGGAAAUGUUGGUAUUCUAAAGGAGCGAUUCAAUCAGUCAGGAGGCAGUAACGUUGCCAUGGUGAUCGGCAUCAUUGUUGCCGCUGCUUUUCUCCUCGUCAUCGCUGUGAUCGGAUUCAUUCUUUACAGAAAGAAGGACGCCAAGCGCCCUCCAUCUCGUAAGUAA
This is a messenger RNA of Menidia menidia (Atlantic silverside), 1047 nucleotides long. Lineage: Eukaryota; Metazoa; Chordata; Actinopteri; Atheriniformes; Atherinopsidae. The record is from the annotation of a GenBank genome assembly.